Helianthus annuus (common sunflower) is the source of this 1110-nucleotide messenger RNA. RefSeq names its product transcription factor MYB1R1. The transcript has 4 exons. Gene Ontology annotation, biological process: response to auxin; response to gibberellin; response to ethylene. The coding region runs from base 169 to 915 and encodes 248 amino acids. Lineage: Eukaryota; Viridiplantae; Streptophyta; Magnoliopsida; Asterales; Asteraceae. Gene Ontology annotation, molecular function: DNA binding. The record is from RefSeq and is a predicted model, not a curated record.
UGGAUCCCACCUGUCACAUAUCUUUUUAUAUAUACCACCUAUACAUACAUAUAUACACCCACCCCUCAUAUCUUUAUCUAUCAACAACACUUGUACACCAUCAACAAAUAUCAUAUCAUUCACCUUAACACAUUUCAAUUUCAACGUAAUCACUAGGGAAGAUUAAUCAUGUCUCAACCGCAAUCUGAAUCGCAAUCCGAUGCGGGUGAGAUUAUGUUGUUCGGUGUGAGAGUGAAGGUUGAUCCGAUGAGGAAGAGUGUGAGCAUGAACAAUCUUUCACAAUAUGAAUCACCUAAUAAGAAUAAUAAUAAUAAUAAUAAUCUUCUCGGUGCAUCCGCCACCGUCGCUGCUGCCGCUGCAAACACCGGGUACGCCUCCGCAGACGACGUCGUUCGCCGCCAAUCCAACGGUAGCCGAGAGCGCAAACGAGGAAUUCCGUGGACCGAAGAGGAACACAAGCUGUUUCUGCAAGGAUUGCAGAAAGUAGGUAAAGGGGAUUGGAGGGGAAUUUCUAGAAAUUUCGUCAAGACUCGCACGCCUACGCAAGUUGCAAGCCAUGCUCAGAAGUACUUCCUCCGUCGGAGCAACCUCAAUCGUCGUCGUCGUAGAUCUAGCCUGUUUGAUAUCACUACCGAUUCGGUUGCUAUUGCUAUGCAAACAGAAGAACAAGGUAAUGAAAACAAUAAGGUCCAAGUUGUUGUUCAACCAUCGAUGCCACCAACACCGAUACAGCGCCAGAAUCCGGUCAAUGGCGGGUCAAGGCAGAUUGUUCACCCGAUCACAGCCGUUCCAGCUGCUAACCCAUCAACAAGGAUGGAUUUGAAUCUGUCUCUAACAUACAACCCCAACCGAUCGUCUUCGUAUCAAGUGAUGUCGGGAUUCAACAAUGGAGAUAGCAUGAUUAGUGUUAAUUAAUUAUAAAAAAAUGGUAAAGAGUAGAAAGAAUAAGAAGAGUAAAGUAGUUAUGUGACUUAAAGUUAAUCCUCUUGUUAAUUAUGUUUUUUAAAGUUAACUAUGGUGUUGUAUGUCUACCCUUAUAUCUAUAUGGUUAAUGUUUGUUUUGUAAUUGGAAGAAACAAAGGGAAAUUGAAUACAACACUAGUUCCAUAA